Molecule: messenger RNA, 728 nt
Organism: Nilaparvata lugens (brown planthopper)
Lineage: Eukaryota; Metazoa; Arthropoda; Insecta; Hemiptera; Delphacidae
Exons: 4
Coding region: 52-663 (203 amino acids)
Source: RefSeq, a predicted model, not a curated record
UCUGCAUUGAUUCCAAUUUCAACACUGGAGCAAUCGAUUUUGAUUCACAAAAUGGCAAAGCCAAUAAACUACACAUUCUAUCUGUGCCUUCUGGUCAUUGGAGUCUCUGCUCUGUGGGAAGAGAUAGCGGGGCCUUAUGAUGUCUCCUUGAGCCAUAUGACUCAUUGUGAUAAGAGAGGACCAGUUAGUUUUCUGGAGCCCUUGAAAGCAAGGAAAUUAAAUAGAACACAUUUAGUUUGCAGUGGUAUUUUUACAGUAGCAGUGGAUCUAGAUAAGAAUGUUAAAUUCAAAAUAGUAGCAGCAAACAAAGGCACAAACGGUCGUUACAAUAAUGUAGUUGAUAUUGAAUUGGAAGCCUGUGAUUUUAUAUAUAAUUUCGGCAGAAACAUAGUGAAGAGCAUAGAUAAACACUGCAACAUAACAUACGAGUGCCCACACAAGAAGUUUACUUGUGAGAUGAAAAAUUGGGUUGUCAACUACGAUUUCGUCAACGUACCUGCUCUUCCAUAUGGCGAGUAUAGACUUGAUGGUUCACUUCUCAAGCUUGAUCAAUAUAACAGAAGAGAGCUGAUAUCUUGUGCCCGAUUUUAUGGGUUUGUCACUCCAAAAAAACCUCAAUUUCAAAAGAAGACGUCAAGCAGAAACAAUACGAAGACAUAUUGAUAUUGUUGUCUAGAUUCAGAAAUUAAAUUGAGUGUAUGCAUUAUUUUCACUUAGCCUUAUCCACA